AUGGACAACUGGGACGAUGUCCUCAACGACCAAGCGCCAGGUGGUGUCGGAGGCGACGCCGCCAAGCCCGCCGACGACGGCGUCCUCGUCGCGUCGUCCAAGUUCGCGGCCAAGUGCCGCAGCUGCUCCAAGACGAUAGAUGUGGGCGCCCCCGCCUGGUUCCAGCGCAGCGGCGAGCCCGGCCGCAAGACGACGUGCAAGAAGCGCAAGGUCAGCACGCGGCGGAAGCCGGUCACCAAGCUGACGCCCGAGAUGCUGCUCGACCCGAGGCGAGGCAUCGUCGCCGUCUACCGCGAGUUUAGCGCGCUCAAGGUCAAGAGCGGCUCCAAGCACGCGCCGGCGGAGCUGCGGCGGGUGCUCGCAAAGUACGCCGAGUGGGCGCACGCCCUGCUGCCCGACGUCGAGUUCGGCCAGUUCGUCGAGAAGCUCGACAAGGUGUCUCAGCGGCCCGUGCUGCACCGGCUCGCGUUUUUGCGCGACGUGCAGCAGGGCGUGGCGUCGCUCGACGACCUGGCGAUGGAGGAGGAGGCGGAGGGGGUCGACUCGAGCGGCCGCGCGGUGCGGGAGGAGGAGUUUCCGGACGCGGACGACUUUCCCGACGCGGAGGACGACUUUGACGACGAUGCGAUGGCGGCGGAGCUCGGCAUCGACGACUUCGACGACGAGGGCGAGACCCAGGACUACGGGGCGGAAGACGGCGGGGUGGAGGACGGCGACGACGGGGCGGAUGCGCUGAGCGCCCUCGACGAGUCGGCCCAGGCGGCGGCGGCGCAGCGCGCCCAGGCGUUGGCGGAGGCACUCGCCCUCGACGAGGAGGGGCUGUGA
Molecule: messenger RNA, 825 nt
Organism: Emiliania huxleyi CCMP1516
Lineage: Eukaryota; Haptophyta; Isochrysidales; Noelaerhabdaceae
Exons: 5
Coding region: 1-825 (274 amino acids)
Biological process (GO): DNA damage response; replication fork processing; replication fork arrest
Cellular component (GO): replication fork protection complex; nucleus
Molecular function (GO): DNA binding
Source: RefSeq, a predicted model, not a curated record